AUGGAAGACCAACAAGCCCUUAACUAUUGGCGUGCGCUAGUGAAUUUCGCCAGUCGAGCCGGCGCCGAAGACACCGUCAAUGCAACACCGUCGACGAUCAGUCGAUUAUCAGAAGAGGACAUAAAAUGGCUACAAGGCGCGAUGUCAGAGUUUAUGAAAGACAACGACCCGAUAAGGAUUAUGAAGCAACAGUUGGAGAAGAUCGUUCAGGCACUUUCGGCUGAGUUGACUGAUAAAGCCGGAUCUGAGGUACUCACUGCGUUGCAAACGCUGAUCGAUCUUUGCUACGAGACCGACAUCGCGUCAGAUUUUUUAAAAAUUGGCGGCAUACGCAUCCUGCCUCCACUUCUGGCCUCUUCGCAGCUGGACGUGCAAGCAAAUGCCGCCGAACUGGUCGGGGUUCUUUGUCAGAAUCACCCGUACUGUCAGAAGGUUCUCUUGGAUCGGGACAUAUUGCCGUUACUUUUGGAGCUGCUCCUGCGAUGGCCGUCGGUAGCUGUGAAAGCUCUUUUCGCUGUUUCAUGCAUCGUUAGGGGGUUCAACGAAGGUGAAAAGCAGUUCAUAGAGCUGAACGGUUUCUACUAUUUGGUCAAGAUCUUGGCCUCUAACAACGAGCGACUGUUGACAAAGAGUUCGUUCCUGUUGUCCUGGUUGUUGCAGAAAAAUGAAUUCAAAGGCGAGUGCGUUUUAUGCCAGAUAAACCUGAAUUAUUAUUGCGGUGACUCCUAA
Molecule: messenger RNA, 729 nt
Organism: Soboliphyme baturini
Lineage: Eukaryota; Metazoa; Nematoda; Enoplea; Dioctophymatida; Soboliphymatidae
Source: the annotation of a GenBank genome assembly